This is a messenger RNA of Leucoraja erinaceus (little skate), 4998 nucleotides long. Its product is annotated as AP-1 complex subunit mu-1. Gene Ontology annotation, molecular function: clathrin-cargo adaptor activity. Gene Ontology annotation, biological process: vesicle-mediated transport; intracellular protein transport. The record is from RefSeq and is a predicted model, not a curated record. Gene Ontology annotation, cellular component: clathrin-coated vesicle; clathrin adaptor complex. The transcript has 12 exons. Bases 154 to 1425 code for a protein of 423 amino acids. NCBI's taxonomy places the organism in Eukaryota, Metazoa, Chordata, Chondrichthyes, Rajiformes, Rajidae.
GGUUUGCGGAAGUGACGGUACUGUUAUGGUGACGCUGCGGCCCGGGUAGCUGGAGCGAGUUCUGGUUUCCUUCCCUUUCCUUUCUCCGGUGAGCGCUUGUCCGGGAGGCGCAGAUCGUGAGGUGCGGCCGGGCGCUGGACAGCCGGCGGGAAGAUGUCGGCCUCAGCCGUUUAUGUGCUGGACCUGAAGGGGAAGGUCUUAAUUUGUCGGAAUUAUCGAGGAGAUGUGGAGAUGUCAGAAAUAGAGCACUUUAUGCCCAUUCUGAUGGAUAAAGAAGAGGAGUGUUCUCUGACGCCCAUCUUGUCGCAUGGAGCAGUUCGAUUCAUGUGGAUUAAGCAUAACAACCUAUAUCUUGUCGCAACCUCCAAGAAGAAUGCAUGUGUGUCGCUGGUGUUUGCCUUCCUGUAUAAGGUGGUUCAGGUAUUUUCUGAGUAUUUUAAAGAACUAGAAGAAGAAAGUAUUCGUGAUAAUUUUGUUAUAAUUUAUGAGCUACUCGAUGAGUUAAUGGACUUCGGUUACCCGCAGACGACAGACAGCAAGAUCUUACAAGAGUACAUCACUCAAGAAGGUCAUAAGCUGGACACUGGGGCGCCCCGCCCACCAGCCACUGUUACCAAUGCAGUGUCUUGGAGAUCAGAGGGAAUUAAGUAUCGUAAAAAUGAAGUGUUUCUUGAUGUUAUUGAAUCUGUCAACCUACUGGUCAGUGCUAAUGGAAAUGUAUUACGUAGUGAAAUAGUGGGCUCCAUCAAAAUGCGAGUGUUCCUAUCAGGAAUGCCAGAGCUGAGACUCGGAUUAAAUGACAAAGUAUUGUUUGAGAAUACAGGCCGAGGGAAAAGCAAAUCUGUGGAGUUGGAAGAUGUGAAAUUUCACCAAUGUGUGCGGCUGUCACGAUUCGAAAACGACAGAACCAUAUCCUUCAUUCCACCCGAUGGAGAGUUUGAACUGAUGUCUUACCGUUUAAAUACACAUGUCAAACCUCUAAUCUGGAUUGAGUCUGUGAUCGAGAAGCAUUCCCACAGUCGGAUUGAGUAUAUGAUUAAGGCCAAGAGUCAGUUCAAACGUAGAUCGACAGCCAACAAUGUUGAGAUUCACAUUCCUGUCCCAAAUGAUGCAGAUUCACCCAAGUUUAAGACCACGGUGGGAAAUGUGAAGUGGGUGCCAGAGAGCAGUGAAAUAGUGUGGUCGAUCAAAUCGUUUCCAGGUGGAAAGGAGUAUCUGAUGAGAGCACACUUUGGGCUUCCCAGUGUGGAGGCUGAAGACAAGGAGGGGAAGCCACCCAUCAGUGUGAAGUUUGAAAUUCCCUAUUUUACCACUUCAGGAAUACAGGUUCGUUACUUGAAGAUCAUUGAAAAAAGCGGCUACCAGGCUUUGCCGUGGGUUCGUUAUAUUACUCAGAAUGGAGACUACCAGCUACGGACACAGUGAAGCAAGGUUGCAACUGAAGAUUGAUUGGGAGGAGAGAUCCAAUUCAGUGGAUUGUGUAAAAGUGUUAAAUGUAUUCAUCAUGUUUCAGGUCACUGUCAGAGCACUGACAUUCAUGAAGAAGGUAAAGCAUGUUAAAUGCACUCAUUCACGGACUGAAAUGAAAACAGAUAUUGUUUGUCCCCUUGUCUCCAUUACCCCUCCACCCUGAUGCCGUCGCCAAAUCUCCCUGUUGCUUUAGUCCCCAUGAAUAAGUAAACUGAGUUUCUUUGACUUCAUUCUCCCUGAGCACCUGAGCAAGUUAACCCGUCAGUCUGAACUUCAGCUUGAACAUUGAGUGCUCAUUUUGAAUGUUCUUGAUGGGUUUAUACUUUGUCCCCGUUGCUCAGCUGUUGUGUUUGAUGCAAGUGGAAUUUUCAUUACCUGAAAAUUGUCCUUAGUUGGUUCUGUCUCGAUUCCCCAAGUGCUGAAACGGAACACCCAUGGUCAUGAUGAACUUCAAGGAGAGUUGCCAGUCAUUCUAAUUGCAUUUCAUUAAGGAGGCGCUAAGGAAUAAUGUCCACAAAACCAAGAAGAGUACCUUGUUGUCCUCGCAAGUACAAAAAUGUGCCCAAGUUUCCUCCAAAUAUUUGUUUUGUUGUAGAAAUAUAACAAUAUUCAUAGUCAUGUAGGAUCCAUCCUCAGUGAUUUAGGAGCUGGCGUUACCAUCCCAUUGCUUUCCAUUUGUUGGUGACCAUUCACAUUGGCCGAUAAACAUUGGACUUUGAAUUCUGCAAUCUGUUCCCCACUGCCAACUGCUGCAAUGAAUGAAUAGCAGCCACCCAGGCGGGUCCAUGUUGGACCUAACAAUUAUACCAGUAUGGACGCCCAAUUUUUGUUUUGAACUGCCAGUAGAUUCAUUCCUGUGUUGCCACAGAUGACCAAUUUGUUAAUCUUUGCAAUUGCUUUCCUCUCUCAGUUUGUCUUUGUAUCUCCCCCUCCCCCAAACCAAAGGCUGACUUGGCUCAUAAACCUGAGGGAUUAUUCCAAUAGCUGGUCACUUGAAAGAAAAUGCAUCUUAUGUACACUACUGUGCUUUUAGACCUGCAUGUGUGUAAUACUGUAUAAAGUGAUAAAGAUAGUGUUAGAAAGAGUGCAAUUGAUCUGCACAGCUGAUCGUUGAACCUUAGGGGUUAAUGACUGUAACACAAUGCUAUUCAUACUUGUACACCCAGAGAGCUGACCAAGUGUGCUGUGGUUCAAGGCACUGUGCACAAUGGAUUAGAGGUAUAUGACCAAAGGUUUCAACCUGGGCUUGUCCUAGUUUGAAAGCUAGCUCAUUUCUGCUUUGGCAGCAGAGGGAAUGUGUAACUGGUCCUGUCUCCAGGGGAGGUGGACACCAUUAGUUUGGACCUCAUUCCUUAUGGCCUUUAAAGCAACUGCGUUUAUGAUUUUUCUGCUCGCAGAAGAGCCAGAAUGAGGCCACACUUUGGUCUGAGUAUUGGGAGCUGCCACUAAGAUGGCACCUUGGGCCAACACUGAUUAGCUUCUUGCCGUUGCCUUGUGGAAACCAAUAUGGGGAUGUUGAGAUAUUCAUCAACCUCUGCUUGUGUGUCCACUACCGGCAUAGUUUUUGAUGACUCAGCCACCUAGGAUAUUCUGGAAGGUCCUUGAACAAAUUAACAAGUAGAAGCAGCAUAUUCUGGAGAAGUUGAAAGGAAAGGAGGGAGGGGGGGGGGGGGUCAUUUAUUGAUCGGUCUGGAGAUAACAUGUAUUUCUCGCUAGUGUAUUUGUAAAUCUCCCUUGCAUGUUUGUGGCAUCCUCAAUUUCAGCAAAUUGUCUUUAUGAAGGCAGUAUGAUGCAUAGAAAUGUUUGAUGCUUCCUCUGUUGUUGACCUUGUGAAUGGAUACAUGCAUCUGUGGCCAAGUUCAGCACAUAGUGCUAUAUUCCUGAAGUAACCUGAUGGAUGAUCAAGUAAAAGUGUCUUUAAAGGACACACAGUGCUAUAUAUACCGCCUCUGCAUCCAAAUUUGGAGCAUUUUAGACUGAUUAUUAUCUUUUAAUCGCUCUAUUUCAAAGACAUUUUCUUUGAAUUUUUUAUUGCCCUACAAUUUGUUUUUCAAGUUGUUUUUCUACACAUUUUUCUAGGAGUAACAGUAUUACCCCAAGAAUUAGGAACCAUGAAUUCUGCUACCGUUAAACAUGUCGCUGAAUGAGACAAUAAACUAAACUAAAAGUCUUUGCAGAACAGGGCAGUCGGAUUCCAGCCUGUUUUCCUCACUGCAGGUGGUAGAUAUUCAGUAAAAGAUGCCUUUGCAAGAACCUCUGUUUUCCUUUGCCUUGGGCUUACAGAGCUAGCCACAGGUGCACACAGUGCCCAUUCUGUAUUGCUGGCUGGUAAUUGAAUUGUCGAUCCAACAACUGUAUCCACAUGCGCCAAGGUAUAUGAAUGUCAGUAUGUAAUUCUGUAUUUUUUUUAAGAAGGAAAUCAGGCAGCAUCACUGGUCCUGCAGAGACUUUGGAAUGAUCGUGGAUACAUUUUAGCAAUGCUUGUAGUGAGGUUGCUUCGUGGUACUAGUUGGAAAAUUUGAUAGCACUGAAUGUCAAGCCUCGUAAUCCCUGCACCCUUGUUUAGUUCCAUUUUGGCGUGGUGGGAGUACAGUGACAUAAGGGACGUCUGGUGAUGCCUUCACCUCUUAUGAAUUAUGCUCAUUCUAAAGAAUCCCUGGACUGUUGAAUAUCCUCAAAUAGGUUUGUGCCUGUGGUGGAUAGUUUUCACAGUUGCAGUAAGUACAUGUGAAUGAUGGCAGAAGGAACUAUGUAAAGGUAAUUGUCCAUCUGCACAAACUUUAAGUCCAGAAUCAGCAUGUAAAUGAGGAAUGGCUGUUGUCUGGAUCUGCCUGCUCCGGGAGAGUUAUUAAUGGAAUGAGCGAUUCAUUUAGAUUGAGCCAUCUCACUCCUGGGAGCCCUAAUUGAACUAAGCAAGAAAACCAAAAAGUCCUCUGAUGCACCAAAGCCAAAUGACCGCUUGAUUUUAGCCGCCCUUUGCCUGAUACAUGGAGCAUGUCUGUACAUGUGCUUAGCUUUUAUACUGGUCAGGGAGCACUCCUCCAUGGAUCUGGGUGCUGAACUUCUUUGCACUAUGUUCCCAAUUUCAAGAGGCAUUUGCAGUCAAGAGAUUUCUAAAAUAGUGUCAACGUCAUCAUUGUCUCCCUAAUUUAACCCUUGCCGCUGGCAAUGCAAGGCAAAGAGGCACUGCCAGUUUGAGAGAUUGCCCUUUGCCCUUUCAAUUUUACCUCUUCCCCCUGUCCUCACUUUUUAUUUUCCCGUGCCAAGUAAACUUGAGCAGAAGAUGCAGUUGGCGCUUAGUCCUCAAUGUUGGUUCCCCUUCGAUCUUUGGACAGGUUCUCCAAUUGUAUUCCUGUUGUAAAACUCUUCAAAUGCCUGGAUAAACUGAUGAGAUGUAACUCAUUAGCUUCCUUAAGAAUCUUUCUUUCCCAGCCUGUUACAGAUGUUGUGUUCAUUUGCCUUCCUUCUGUGGUGUCAAUUUAUCAAAUUCUUUACAUCACUAAUAAUAAAAAGAAACCGCAAAAUGCA